AUGGCUUCUUCAUCGAUCUCUCCUCUCCCCCUCACGCGCCCGUCCGUGCAAGCUGCAUAUGAGGCGAUCAAAUCCCGCAUACACCGAACCCCCAUCUUCACCUCGUCCUCUCUCUCUGCCUCUCUUCCCGGGCGCAACACUCUGUACUUCAAAGCGGAGAACCUGCAGAAGGGUGGGGCCUUCAAGUUCAGAGGAGCCAGUUACAGCCUUGAAUGCUUGAAAGAGGACGAGCUCGCGCGGGGCGUGUGUACGCAUAGUUCAGGGAACCAUGCCGGCGCGCUGGCGCUCGCUGCGCAAGAGCGAGGCGUAAAGUGCUACGUCGUCAUGCCAAACAACUCCUCACAGCCCAAGAUCGCCGCGGUACGCUCAUAUGGUGCCGAAAUCACCUUUUGCGAGCCUAAUGCACGUGCACGGGCGGACACGCUUGCGGCCGUCCAAUCGCGCACGGGUGCGACCUUCGUCCCGCCAUACGAUGCGGCGAAUACGAUCCUUGGGCAGGGUACGGCUCUGCUGGAGCUGCUGGAGCGGGCACCUGAGCCGCUUGCGGCGGUUAUUACGCCUGUCGGUGGUGGUGGUCUACUUGCGGGCACUGCGCUAGCCGCAGACGGCACCGGCGUCAGGGUAUUCGGUGCGGAGCCUGCGGGUGCAGAUGACUGUGCGCAAGGUCUGAGUGAGGGGAGGCGUAGGGAGGACGUACAAGCCAAUACGAUUGCGGACGGGCUCCGCACGCCCGUCGGCGUGCUCAACUUCCCCAUUAUACAGGAUAAGGUCGAGCGAGUAAUCGUGGUAUCUGAUGAGGAGAUAACAGAGGCGAUGCGCUUGAUGUGGGAGCGGUUGAAGCUCGUCGUAGAACCAAGCGGGGCGACGGCGUUUGCUGCAGUCCGGAGCGCAGCGUUCCAAGAACUGGGUAUCACAGGCCCAGUGGGGAUCAUCAUCAGCGGCGGCAACCUCGACCUGUCGAAGCCGCUGCCUUGGUGCUGA
Sparassis crispa is the source of this 981-nucleotide messenger RNA. Its product is annotated as Serine racemase. Gene Ontology annotation, biological process: L-serine metabolic process; D-serine biosynthetic process; pyruvate biosynthetic process. The transcript is spliced from 4 exons. The record is from RefSeq and is a predicted model, not a curated record. NCBI's taxonomy places the organism in Eukaryota, Fungi, Basidiomycota, Agaricomycetes, Polyporales, Sparassidaceae. Gene Ontology annotation, molecular function: L-serine ammonia-lyase activity; threonine racemase activity; magnesium ion binding. The coding region runs from base 1 to 981 and encodes 326 amino acids.